AUGGAAGAAAGCGGGGUUAAGCAGCAGACAGAGCCGCAAAAUCAAGAAUCUAAACCGACGGCAGGCGUCCGUUUGAAAAGAGAGCUGACUCUAACACACGCGGUAGCGACCACGGUCAGUCUGAUCAUCGGGUCUGGGAUCUUUCUGUCACCGAAGGGAGUUCUGCGGUCCACCGGUUCCGUGGGCUUGUCUCUGAUCGUGUGGAGUUUAAGCGGGGUGCUGUCCUUACUCGGAGCUCUGUGCUAUGUAGAGCUCGGGACUACAAUCCCCAAGUCAGGUGGCACUUAUACCUACCUACACGAAAUCUUCGGACCUUGGGUUGGUUUUAUAGAGAUUUGGAAGAACUUCAUCAUUGCUAGACCCUGUGCGACGGCUGUUGUGGGGAUCACUGUCGCGCAGUACGUGUUGUACCCUUUCUUCGCGCCUUGUCCGGCACCGUACCUGGCUGUACGCCUUGUCGCUGCUGUUUGUUUAGCUCUGAUAGGGUUUGUCAACUGCUAUAGUGUCCGCAUGGUGGCGCAAGUGAACAAGGUUCUGACGAUUCUGAAGGUGGCGGCACUCGCGAUCAUUAUAGUGUUCGGAGGGAUCCAACUUGCUAAAGGACACACCACUAACUUAGAGCCAGCCAACGCGUUUGAGGGAACCACGACUUCAGUCGGGGACACUAUGGUGUCCUUCUAUUCAGCACUUUGGGCAUACGAAGGGUGGAACCUGGUACUGAACACAGCGAUCUCGCUGCCGCUCGUGACCGGUAUCUACGUGCUGACGAACAUCGCCUACUUCACAGCCAUGACGCCGGCUGAGCUGCUCGCAUCGGAUGCAGUCGCCGUGACCUUCGCCAACCGUCUCCUUGGUAUUAUGAGUUGGAUCAUACCCGUGGCAGUGGCAGUCUCCACGUUUGCAACUGUUCUCUCCAGCACUAUGGUGAAUACAAGACCGUUGAUGGUAGCUGCAAGGGAAGGCACUCUCCCGAGAAUCCUGUCGAUGAUUCAAAUCAACCAACUAACGCCUGUCCCUGCUGUCAUAUUAUUGAUUUCGUUCGGUUUGCUGAUGCUGAUACCUACUGACGUGUACAAGUUGUUGAACCUGCUGGGGUUCGCUGGUUGGCUGAGCUGUGCCACAGCAGUUAUCGGGCUGCUGUGGUGGCGGUACAAGAAACCAGAUUUACCCAGACCUAUCAAGAACAACCUGGCCAUUCCUGUUCUGUUCGUUCUUCUGAGCCUGUUCAUGGUGGUUGUUUCUUUCGUGUCGGCCCCUGUUGAGUGUGGCAUCGGGCUGAUCAUACUAGCCAGCGCCAUUCCAGUCUACGCCGUCUUCGUGCACUGGAAAAACAAGCCAGCCUGGUUCCUGUCGCUUGAAGGUUAG
Messenger RNA from Branchiostoma belcheri (Belcher's lancelet), 1365 nucleotides. Its product is annotated as large neutral amino acids transporter small subunit 1-like. Gene Ontology annotation, biological process: amino acid transmembrane transport; neutral amino acid transport. Bases 1 to 1365 code for a protein of 454 amino acids. Lineage: Eukaryota; Metazoa; Chordata; Leptocardii; Amphioxiformes; Branchiostomatidae. The record is from RefSeq and is a predicted model, not a curated record. Gene Ontology annotation, molecular function: L-amino acid transmembrane transporter activity; neutral L-amino acid transmembrane transporter activity. Gene Ontology annotation, cellular component: membrane. The transcript is spliced from 8 exons.